AUGGCAUCAGAGACGCUUGGCACUUGGCGGCAUGUGUCCCCCGCCAGGCGAAACUUGCUUCCAGACCGCCGCCUGGCGGGGGACACAUGCCGCCAACUGCCAAGCGUCUUUGAUGCCAUUGUCUGCAAGUGUCACCUGGCGGGACAACCCUCACUGCCAGGUGCCACGCGCUUUCAGAGCCAUUGCAAUAGCGAGUUUCGCCUGACGGCUCUAGAGUCGUGUCAGGCGAUAACACAGUGGCAGAACAUUGAUGACUUGUUGGUUACUGGAAGUAGUGAAGCAUUGCUUCAUGAGUUCAAGGAGCACAUGUUGAAUGAGCUUGAGAUGAAUGACAUAGGCAAGCUGAUUUACUUUUUUGGCAUAAAGUUUACUGAAACUAAGGAAGCAAAGGUGGGUCUAAGAUUGGAGACAGAUCUAGAGGAAGAAGUAGUUGAUGCUACAACCUAUCGUAGUAUGGUAGGAAGUUUGAGGUAUUUGUGUAACACACAACCAGAUGUUAGUUAUAGUGUUUGCAUUGUUAGUAGGUAUAUGCAGAAUCCAAGAGUUUCCCAUAUGAAUGUUGCAAAAGCAUUCUUAGAUUCACCAAUCUCAUGGAGCUCAAUAGAAGAAUUAGUUGUUGCUCUGAGUUCCUAUGAAGUUGAGUAUGUAGCAGCGUAUGAAGCAACCUGGAAGAUACAACUUCUUGUUGACAACAAGUCUACGAUUGACCUUGCUAAACAUCUUGUUUCUCAUGGGAGGAAUAAGCACAUUGAGACAAAGUUUCACUACAUUCGUGCCCAACUAAAUAACGAAAAGUUGGAGAUUGUCACUACAAUUAGAACUGUAGCUUAG
Vigna unguiculata (cowpea) is the source of this 831-nucleotide messenger RNA. The record is from RefSeq and is a predicted model, not a curated record. Lineage: Eukaryota; Viridiplantae; Streptophyta; Magnoliopsida; Fabales; Fabaceae.